AAACAGAAAGAAAGACCAGGAAAAAAGUUGGAACUUUAAGGAACAUAAGAAGAAGAAGAAGCCCAACGCCACCCAGUUGACUUUUUGGUAUUUAAGAGAUCACAAGCACCGAACUUGUUUGAACAAUCAAUCCCAUUUGAAUCCCCCUUUCAUCUCUGCCAUCAUCAUAUCACAGGACACAUUUACCUCCCAAACAUGGGGAAUGGCGAAUCAACGUUUGAAGAUUCUCAAGAUAAUUUUCCACCUGAACCACCUUCCUAUGCAGGCACUUCAAUGGACUCUAGUCAUCAACAAAAGCUACCAUUUACACGUAUAGGCGAUGAUUUCAACUCGUUGGAUCAGGUUAUUGCUGCUUUGAGAGAAGCUGGCCUUGAAUCAUCCAAUUUAAUACUUGGUAUCGACUUCACAAAGAGCAAUGAAUGGACAGGCAAAUAUUCAUUCAACAGAAAAAGUCUUCAUGCUAUCGGUAGCACACCUAAUCCUUACGAGCAAGCAAUCUCUAUAAUCGGACGCACUUUAUCUCCUUUCGAUGAAGAUAAUAUAAUUCCUUGCUUUGGAUUCGGCGAUGCAUCAACACAUGAUGUAGGUGUGUUCAGCUUUUAUCCUGAUGAUCGAUGCUGUGUUGGGUUUGAGGAAGCUCUUGCUCGGUAUAGGGAGAUUGUUCCAUACUUAAGGUUAUCAGGUCCAACCUCAUUUGCCCCAAUAAUUGAUGCGGCAAUUGACAUUGUUGAAAAGAGCAAUGGACAAUACCAUGUUCUUGUCAUUAUAGCUGACGGACAGGUUACCAGGAGCCCUGAUACUCCACCCGGAAGAUUCAGUACCCAAGAACAAGCGACUGUAAAUUCCAUAGUUGCUGCUAGCAAAUAUCCUCUGUCAAUCAUCUUGGUUGGAGUUGGGGAUGGACCGUGGGAUGCAAUGCAGAAAUUUGAUGAUAACAUUCCGCAGCGAGCAUUUGACAACUUCCAGUUUGUCAACUUCACCAAGAUCAUGUCAGACAACAGGGAUUUAUCACAGAAGGAAGCAGCAUUUGCACUUGCUGCCCUUAUGGAAAUUCCAUCUCAGUACAGAGCCACCCAAAGGCUUCAUUUUUCCAGUUAUGAAUCGGAAGGUGGUCCACGUACAAGGCCACUUCCACCUCCACGCGAUGUGAUCAAUCACGAUAAUGCAGUUAAAUCAAUUCCACCAAUGACAAGCUUUCCGAAAGUUGAGCCAUCAGCUCCCGGCCUGCCAGUAGCUCCUGUGGAAUCGGUGUGCCCAAUUUGCCUGACAAAUCCUAAGGACAUGGCUUUCCAAUGUGGUCAUACGACCUGCAAGGAUUGUGGAGUUAGUCUUUCAUCAUGCCCUCUGUGUCGACAACCCAUAUCAACACGCCUGAGACUCUACACUUGAGUUAGCUAUUGUUUUCCGAUCUCAAGUGCCUCAUGUUGAACCACGGUAGUAAUGAAAUUUCUCAGAGCAGAUAUAUCAUUGUGUUUUACACAAUUUCAUCAUGUGUCCAAGUUUGCUGAUUUCUCCAGUAUGGUCGGUGCCGCAUUGAAAGUGUAAAUGUAAUAAUGUAUAUAAGUUAUUUGGAGCACAUAGAAGAAAAAGCCAGAUGUAAUGACCUGUUGUUGAGUAACAAUUUCAUUCAUUUUGUUGUAACCUUUGUUCGCUUGGUUUGUAAAGAUUCAGAAACUAGCUUGAAUUACAAGGCAAUAAACA
Messenger RNA from Fragaria vesca subsp. vesca, 1701 nucleotides. Its product is annotated as E3 ubiquitin-protein ligase RGLG1-like. The transcript has 12 exons. The coding region runs from base 196 to 1389 and encodes 397 amino acids. NCBI's taxonomy places the organism in Eukaryota, Viridiplantae, Streptophyta, Magnoliopsida, Rosales, Rosaceae. The record is from RefSeq and is a predicted model, not a curated record.